UUCUUAGUUUGCUUAAUAAGUUUACAACAUUUAGGGUUUUUACUGGCUAGAGGCCCACCUGGAAAAGGGCCGCUACUGGAUCAUCCCCUUCACCACAGGCUGUUGGACAAACCCUGCAAUACACUCCCACGAUGAAUCCAUUUCUCUAGUGCAUAGUAAUGAAGAUCAGAGCAUAACCUUGAGCACUACUGCUAUAGAAGCCUUAAAAAAGGUGUUUGAAAACAUUGAUCUGGACCAAGAUGGACUUGUUAGUAGAAAUGAGUUUACUCUGUUCAGCUUAAGAACCAGUGGAGAAAUACCUACAGAUGAAGAGUGGUCAAUUGUUGAAAGUAACUUUGAAACAAAGUCAGCAAAGCUGACAAUAGGUAGUUUCCUGGCUCUACAUGAAAUGGAAGUUCAGGAGAGUGGAGAUAUUGGAAGUCUAAAUCAGACUCUAAAACUGAUGGGAUAUAACAGAGAUUUACAGUUAGACCAGGCUGCUCCUUUCUCAUUAUCUGUGUAUACUGUUCGCAGUAUUGUUUCUUUAACACCACGUCCUGUUGUAGUUGACUCAGAACUGAUUAACAAAGCCAUUUGCCGUCUUGCAGUUGAGAAAGGGAUGGCAAUAAAAGUGAAAAAUCUGAAUGACCUGUCCUUACAUCAACACCAGUUAAACCAUCGAGUUACUAUUGUUGUUCAAAAUAAAUCACACAGUACAGUAAAGGUCAGACUAGAUUGUUCAAAGAGUGAGAACUGUACAAGUCACCAACAUAGUUUGGACUGUGAAGUGGAGGUACCUCCCAAGAACUCUGUGGUGGGACACCACUUACUUCAAUUAAUACCAUCUAUACCCUGGAAAGUUGACUGUGUGCCAUCUCUCAUUCUUCUUUGACAGAAAUGCAUGAUCUAUUUGUAGUUGAAGUGGCUUUGAGCUAUCAUGAAGGUGUUCUGGUGCUAUUCCAUGCAUUUUAUUUAUGGAAUAAAUAAAGCUCAUACAAGUCUUAGAAAAUAUAA
Molecule: messenger RNA, 993 nt
Organism: Limulus polyphemus (Atlantic horseshoe crab)
Lineage: Eukaryota; Metazoa; Arthropoda; Merostomata; Xiphosura; Limulidae
Product: EF-hand calcium-binding domain-containing protein 7-like
Exons: 5
Coding region: 389-871 (160 amino acids)
Source: RefSeq, a predicted model, not a curated record